AUGGAGCGAGGGCAGCUGGCAGCUAACACCGCCCUUCUCUGGCUGAGAAGAUCACCAGGGGAAGUGUGUUUUCCAGGAGGUAAAAGUGAAGCAAUUGAUAAAGAUGAAAUUGAUACUGCUCUCCGAGAAGCUAAAGAAGAAGUGGGACUCCAGCCAGAGAAGGUGGAAGUUAUCUGUAGACUUGUGCCUGGAAUUGAUAAAAUGAAUUACUUGGUAACACCAGUUGUAGGAUUUAUAGAGGAUACAUUCCAGGCCAUUCCUAAUCCAGCAGAAGUGAGCAAUGUUUUUGUCGUGCCAUUGGAGUACUUUGUCAAGCCCUUAAAUUACAAGACCUUGCCUUAUAAAACCUCAUCUGGUUACUUAGGUUGGAUGCACUGCUUUACGUACGAUGAUCAUGAACAUAACAUGUCAUUCAGGAUAUGGGGACUUACUGCACACUUUGCUGUACUUCUUGCUCUUGUAGUUUUGGGAGAGAGACCUACCUAUGAAAUUGAUUAUGAUCUUGACAACUUAAUUUCAUCCUCUGAGAAUAAAUUCAUGAAUUUAUAUGCCUCCAUAUAUGAAAGAAAGAAGAGUAAUCUAUGACAAACUGGUCUGGCAAUUAAUUUAUACUCAUGGAGAGAAAAGGGUUUUCUUUAUUCCCUUUGUACCUAUUAUUUGACUGACUGAAUUUCACACUUGAAUUUCUUAUUAAAAUCUAUUUUAAAAUAAUCUUUUUAAGUUGCCAAUCCCUAACUAGAUUAAGACUAUUUUUAAUCUGUUCUAAGAGUUGCCAAAAGCACAUGGUAUUUUUGAUGGACUUUAUAUACAGCUUUGGAAGAUCUGUUUCAGUUUCUGCCUUCAUUUUGUAUGAUCUAAGACACUUUCUGUGGUUUGCCUUCUGUACAUAUAAUGAGAUAAUACUAUUUUAUUUAAUUUUUGUCUAUUAUAAUAUGAAAACUUUUGGGGAUCUGUCUGUCUUACUGUGUGGCAUACUACAUAUGGACAACAUAAUGCAUAGUCUUGUGUGGUAUCUUUAAGCACUUACAAAAUGCACAAUAAAAAUA
Egretta garzetta (little egret) is the source of this 1046-nucleotide messenger RNA. RefSeq names its product nudix hydrolase 7 (gene NUDT7). Gene Ontology annotation, molecular function: coenzyme A diphosphatase activity; acetyl-CoA hydrolase activity. Gene Ontology annotation, biological process: coenzyme A catabolic process. NCBI's taxonomy places the organism in Eukaryota, Metazoa, Chordata, Aves, Pelecaniformes, Ardeidae. Bases 1 to 585 code for a protein of 194 amino acids. The record is from RefSeq and is a predicted model, not a curated record. The transcript is spliced from 3 exons.